AUGCAGUUCAACAAUGGUCACGUCAAUGGCUUCAACACUAAUAGUUUUCCUUCUUCCAGUUCAAAUCCGUACCCCGAUUUUCAGGCGUCGGCAGCGUCCAACCAAUACGCGAACAAUAUGGACAUGAGGCAGCCGCUUUCGCAGUCGGGCCACGGAAUGGCCAACCAGAACCAGUGGCCUUUAUAUUCGCAGAACUCGAUGGCCUCAACUCAGAUGCACAAUCCGCAACCGCCUCAGCAGCAAUUCAACUUGCCGUGGUCGGGUCAAAUGCAGAAUCAAUCCUUCACCAACGGUGCAGGAGGCAUGGGAAUGGGGAUGAAUGGUUUCAAUGUAUCUUUCCUUCCUCAACAAGUCCUUCAUGAUGCAGUUGCCAACUCUGCACCUGUUCAAAAGACGGACGAAGACUUGCUCUACAGGGCACUGAUUUCGUGUCAUACCAAGAAUGGGUCGUACAAGGAUGCGUUGAACAGUCUUCACGGGAGAAAUGGCCACUCUGCGAGUCUGUGGAAAGACUACUAUCUUGAUCAUAAAUUUCGUAUAGACCGCGAAAUCAGUAUGUACAUCAACUCCCACAACCCCCUGAUGAACUACCAGCGACCCCAAGUCAAAGUGGUUACUGCAAAGAAACCUUCGAUGGACAGCUUCAAGGUCGAAUCGUCGCCUGUGGCUUCGUCCUCGACCCUUCCACAUCCCAAUGUGCAGCAAGGUCGACAACAAAGCCGGCAGCGUAAAUCAAGUACGCCUGUUUCUGCGACGUCUACAGUUCCUACAGUUGGUCGUCGCAGCACCAUCAAUAGUCUUACGACUCACACCGCUGUCUUUGACCGACAUCUACCACCUCCUCAUGCAGAUCUCAAGAUUCCCGACCCUCCUUCUCGUUCCCCUACCCCUCCAACUAAAGUUGUUCCUCAAGGCCGCGGAAAUAAAUUCACACCUGAGGAUAAAGACUUUUUCCUUAAAUUCAUUCUACGACGACUGAAAGAAGAUCCAAGCUUAUCACGCAACGAUCUAUGUGAAUUACUGGCAGAAAAGGCUCGUGCACCUCAUCAUAGCAGCCAGUCCUGGUAUUCAUAUUGGUCAAACAAUCACGAUAUGCCGGAUAAAAUCCUUGCUGCUGCUCGGGGUGACUCACUUACUGAUGAAGAGGAAUCUGAAGAGGAGAAGAAGCCUUCCACUCGACCUCGUCCUAAGUACCGCGACUUGACUACUUCGGAAGAAGAGGACGACGACGAAGAGGAGGAGGAGGAGGAGGAAGAGGAGGACGCAGAGGGUGACGACGAUAUCGAGGAGGAAGACGAUGAUGAUCUCGUGAUACCGCCUUUCGAUGAAAGCUCAAUGGGACCGAAAGGUGGCCCGUUUACUGAAGCAGACCUAGCAAUUACUGCAAGACACAUCGCCACAUUUGCUGAUUUUGGUGCGGCAAGUUUUCAAGAAAAAUGGGUGCCUUUUGGCGAAAAGUAUACACAAAGAUCGCCAAAAGCGUGGGCGGAAUACUAUCGUCGAAACGAGAACGCUCUUGAGAGGCUCGCUCGGAAGAUCAGAAGGCAAAAUGAAGCAAACGGACAAUCUGGCGGCCAGGCAGCUGGCAAGCGCAAGCUUGACUCACAGGGUGAUGAGGGAUCUGCAGAGCGCUCAAAGCACGCUAAGAUCGAAUCUUGA
Molecule: messenger RNA, 1659 nt
Organism: Desarmillaria tabescens
Lineage: Eukaryota; Fungi; Basidiomycota; Agaricomycetes; Agaricales; Physalacriaceae
Exons: 5
Coding region: 1-1659 (552 amino acids)
Source: RefSeq, a predicted model, not a curated record